Bombyx mori (domestic silkworm) is the source of this 1884-nucleotide messenger RNA. RefSeq names its product E3 SUMO-protein ligase ZBED1. The transcript has a single exon. Gene Ontology annotation, molecular function: protein dimerization activity; DNA binding. The coding region runs from base 1 to 1884 and encodes 627 amino acids. The record is from RefSeq and is a predicted model, not a curated record. NCBI's taxonomy places the organism in Eukaryota, Metazoa, Arthropoda, Insecta, Lepidoptera, Bombycidae.
AUGGCGUCUAAAAGAAAGUACAGUCCUCUUUGGACGCAUUUUGAGGAGACCGCGCCGAAAAAGGCGAAAUGCGUCUAUUGCUCUCGGAUAUUAACAUUAUCGUCGAGCUUAAUUGGCAGUCUAAGUCGCCAUAUGAAAUCCGUUCAUCCCACAGUAAAUAUUAAAGUUGAAAGGCAAGGAACUCUCAGUGUAGAAGAUAUCUCGGCAACAUCGGGCAAGCCGGCUGUGCAGGAAGUCACAUGUGGUGAAACUUGUAGUCGACCAACUUUCGCCACAAAUGCUAUGACCGUUACCACCACCACUGGAACUGCCAGUACUAGCAGAGAGAACAUGCCAUCUAUUAAGGACUAUGUAGUUAUUAAAAAACCACUACCUCAACAUAAAUUACAGCAGCUCGAUGAUCAACUAGUAAGGAUGAUCGCGAAGGGAUACCAUGCCUUACGUAUGUUAGAUGAAAAAGAAUUCCGUAAGUUUGUAGAAAUGUUAAACCCAGGGUACACAUUGCCGACGCGAAAAACAUUGUCCGAAAGCUUACUACCAAAGGUAUAUAACAAAGUCCUUGAGUCUGCCAAAUUUCAUAUCACUAAGGCAACAGCCGUCUGUAUAACAACAGAUGGUUGGCCCUCAAUUGUUAAUGACGGCUAUAUUGCUAUCACGGCCCAUUUUAUAGAUCAUGAAAUAGACCAAAUAUGUUCUGUCAUGAUUGGUUGCAUAAAUCUUGAGGAAAGGCACACGAGCAUAAAUUUAAAAGAUUUUCUACAAGAAAAGUUUAUUGAGUGGGGUAUUGACCGAAGAAUAGGUGCGGUGGUCAGCGAUAAUGCUGCAAAUAUUGUCGGCGCAGUGCAACUUGGUGGUUGGCGUACAAUUAGAUGCUUCGCGCACUCUUUAAAUUUAGUUAUGCAAGCGAGUAUUAUUAAAAUAGAGGAGACAAUAAUUAAAGUCAAACACGUAGUGGAAUAUUUUCAUCGAAGUUCACCUGGAGCUAAAAAAUUAAAAGAAAUACAACAGCAAAUGGAGCUUGAGCCCCUUAAAUUAAAACAAGACGUCAUCACUCGGUGGAAUUCCACAUAUGACAUGCUGCACAGGAUAGUUAAAAUAAAAAAUGCUGUAAUUGCUACACUGGCCCUUAUGAGGAAUGACCUGUCGCUUUCCCAAGAUGACUGGACUAUUAUUGAAAAAUCUAUUCCUUUAUUAAAUAUAUUCUAUGAGGUUACUAAAGAGAUAAGUGGCGAAGAAUACGUAACGGCUUCGAAGGUCAUCGUGUAUUGUAAGUUAAUAAAUAAACAGAUCGAGAAGUGCACUGAGGAAACUCUUGCACCUAUUCAAGAAUUGAUAAAAUCAUUAGCCUUACAAAUGACGCAACGGUUUCACGAUAUAGAAAGCAAUGUACUGCUCAGUGAAGCAACUAUCUUGGACCCUAGAUUUAAAAAAAAUGGGUUCAGCAGUGUUAGGAACUAUGAAAGGGCUGCAGCUCAACUAAAAUUAAAAAUAGGUGCUAUUGAUAAUUCAAGCGUGGUAGUGCCUGUUGAAGAGAGGCAAAUGACGACUCGGUCAUCUAUUGUAAAAUCUAUCUGGGAAGAUUUUGAUACCGAGGUUUCAAAACUGGUACCUGAAAAUCCAGUAGCAGCUGGUAUAGUCGAAUUCGACAAAUAUAUGCUCGAACCUUUAAUCAAGAGGCACGAAAAUCCUCUCAAGUGGUGGAAGGAUCGCAAGGCAGUAUAUCCCCGUCUUUAUUCAUUUAUGCUGAAAAGGCUUAAUAUUGUAGCAACUUCAGUGCCAUGCGAACGCGUGUUUUCCAAAGCCGGUCUAACCCUAAAUGAAAGGAGAACACGACUCAAAACAAAAAAAUUAAGUCAGCUAAUGUUUAUUAGCUGUAAUUGCUGA